GUGUGGCCACACUAAGGGAAAGGCUGUUGCCUCACGAGGCGAGGCUUUUGCGCGUGUGCAGGCUGCCUGUGAUGCUCAAAAUAAGGGCAAGGAUAUAUUCGUACUUGCGCGCACUGACUCACUCAUUCUUGGCUAGGACGAGGCUAUGACACGUGCCCGGGAGUUCAAGCGUAUCAGUGUCAAUGCCGUCUUCGUUGAAGCCCUGCCUGAUCGUCAGGCCAUAAGCAAGUGCGUUGAGGAACUAGACAUGCCAGUCUUUGCUAACAUCAUCGAGGGCGGCUUGACGCAGAACUUGUCCGCUAAGGAUCUUGCCAACCUCGGAUUCUGUGCUGUGGCUUAUCCGUGGACACUCGUUACUGCGAAGUUGAAGAGCAUCCGUAAGACUUUAGAGGCGCUAAAGAAGAGCAUAACUAAAGGCGCUCCACCUAUGAUACUGUCAUACUCUAAGGUUUGUGAGGGCGUGGGCUUUAAUCGGUAUUAGUAUAAGGAGGAACAAUACAAAUACAGUAAAGACAGACUUAUAAAUGUUGCAGCUGCCGCAAACGGACGCAAUAGCUUAAAUAGACAUUAAUAGGACUCCGCAUGUUUAAGAGAUAGGUAUUAGUCAAG
This is a messenger RNA of Alternaria alternata, 609 nucleotides long. RefSeq lists its product as hypothetical. The transcript is spliced from 3 exons. The coding region runs from base 146 to 481 and encodes 111 amino acids. The record is from RefSeq and is a predicted model, not a curated record. NCBI's taxonomy places the organism in Eukaryota, Fungi, Ascomycota, Dothideomycetes, Pleosporales, Pleosporaceae. Gene Ontology annotation, molecular function: catalytic activity.